AUGUCUCUCCUCUCAGUCUCGACGGCAGCCUCGCUGGCUCGCCAAUGCGCUCGUCCUUCCGCCGUCCGCUCCUCUGUCGCCGCCCUCCAGGUCCGCAAUGCCGGUUCCAGCGCCACCACUGCUGAGAGCUACACCAGCCCUUUCCGUGGCACCAGCAACCACCGCGACACCACCCACAUCCCCGACUUCAAGAAGUACCGCAACACUGGUGGCGAGACCCAGAACAAGGUCUUCCAGUACUUCAUGGUCGGAACCUUCGGUGCCGUGACCGCCCUCGGCGCAAAGGCCACCGUUCAGGACUUCCUCGUCAACAUGUCCGCUUCCGCAGAUGUCUUGGCUCAGGCCAAGGUUGAGAUCGAUCUUGCCGCCAUCCCCGAGGGCAAGAACGUCAUCAUCAAGUGGAGAGGAAAGCCCGUCUUCAUCAGACACCGUACCGCCGACGAGAUCAAGGAGGCCGAGGACGCCAAGUGGGAGGCUCUCCGUGACCCCCAGCCCGACUCUGACAGAGUCAAGAAGCCCGAGUGGCUCGUCAUGCUGGGUGUGUGCACUCACUUGGGUUGUGUGCCCAUUGGUGAGGCUGGUGACUUCGGCGGUUGGUUCUGCCCUUGCCACGGUUCACAUUACGAUAUUUCUGGCCGUAUUCGCAAGGGUCCCGCUCCUUUGAACCUCGAGGUUCCCGAGUACGACUUCCCCGAGGAGAACUCCCUGGUUAUUGGUUAG
Aureobasidium melanogenum CBS 110374 is the source of this 720-nucleotide messenger RNA. RefSeq names its product ubiquinol-cytochrome c r. Gene Ontology annotation, molecular function: 2 iron, 2 sulfur cluster binding; quinol-cytochrome-c reductase activity. Gene Ontology annotation, biological process: mitochondrial electron transport, ubiquinol to cytochrome c. Lineage: Eukaryota; Fungi; Ascomycota; Dothideomycetes; Dothideales; Saccotheciaceae. The coding region runs from base 1 to 720 and encodes 239 amino acids. The record is from RefSeq and is a predicted model, not a curated record. Gene Ontology annotation, cellular component: membrane. The transcript has 3 exons.